Seriola dumerili (greater amberjack) is the source of this 4896-nucleotide messenger RNA. RefSeq names its product retinoblastoma-like protein 2 (gene rbl2). The coding region runs from base 150 to 3383 and encodes 1077 amino acids. Gene Ontology annotation, biological process: regulation of transcription by RNA polymerase II; cell differentiation; negative regulation of G1/S transition of mitotic cell cycle. The transcript is spliced from 22 exons. Gene Ontology annotation, cellular component: transcription regulator complex; chromatin; nucleus. The record is from RefSeq and is a predicted model, not a curated record. NCBI's taxonomy places the organism in Eukaryota, Metazoa, Chordata, Actinopteri, Carangiformes, Carangidae. Gene Ontology annotation, molecular function: RNA polymerase II transcription regulatory region sequence-specific DNA binding.
AGCCGUGUACCGUACAGCACCGUAAUAACACUGCUACGGUGAUAUUUUGUUAGCCAGCUGCGUAAACAGCGUCUGUUUCUCCAGUCGGUGUCUCUCUCCACCCGGUGUUCCCGCGUUUUGUUCGCUAGGUUUGUUCGUGAAGCUGCAAAAUGAGCGACGAGGACGAGUUUUUGCAGAAAGCCCGAGCCGGGUUUGAGGAUCUGUGUCGGGCUCUGAAUAUGGACGAGGAGGCGAGCACCGAGGCGUGGAAGACCUACGAGAACAUCAGCAGGAACUUUACACUGGAGGGCAGUGAGCUGCACUGGCUGGCCUGUGCUCUGUACGUGGCCUGCAGGUCCUCGGUGCCCACGGUGGGGAAAGGCACCGUUGAGGGGAACUACGUCUCUCUGACCAGAAUCCUACGCUGCUCAGAAAUGAGCCUGAUCGAGUUCUUCAACAAGAUGAAGAAGUGGCAGGACAUGGCCGACCUGCCUCAGGACUUCCGUCAGAGCACCGAGAAGCUGGAGAGGAACUUCACCGUGUCGGCCGUCAUCUUCAAGAAGUACGUUCCCAUCUUCAAGGCCAUCUUCAAGGCGCCGUCUGAGGAGCCCCCCCGAGUCCACCGCAGCCGCAAACAGAGACGCCACCCCUGCACCGUGACUGAGGUCUUCAACUUCUGCUGGGUUCUGUUUGUCCACGCUAAAGGGAACUUUCCCAUGAUCAGUGACGACCUGGUGAACUCGUACCAUCUGCUGCUGUGCGCUCUGGACCUGGUCUUCACCAACGCUCUGCUGUGCCACGCCAGGAAAGACCUGCUCAACCCAGACUUCACAGGUCUACCUGAGGACUUCAGCAGUAAGGACUACAGGCCGUCCUCAGGUCCGUACUGCUUCAUAGAGCAGCUGUGUGAGCUGCAUGAGGGGCUGGUGCUGGAGGCCAAGGGGGUCAAAGAGCACUUCUGGAAACCCUUCAUCAAGAAGCUCUUCCACAAGAGGAUCCUCCGGGGGAAGGAGGACAGUCUGACUGGAUUUCUGGAUCCCAUGAACUUUGGAGACAGUUUCUUGUCUCUCAGUCGGGUCUAUGAGGAACAUGUUCUGGCGACCGGCAGUCUGGAUGAGAGGAUCUUCACUGGUGAGGGGGCGAGCGAGGACAUCGGCACCCCGGGGCCCUGCCUCUGUGAGGGGGUGGAGAACCAGGACAGCGCCACCUACAGGCUUCACACCAACCUCACUGCCUCAGCUCUGAAGGUCUCCACUCCUCUGACAGGGAGGAAGUACGUUCAGGAGAACAGCCUGGCCUCUCCGGUCUCAUCCGCCAUGAAGAGUGUGGGACGUCUCCACACUCUGCUGUCGGGAACCAAACAGGGUCCGAGCCCUAAACUCACAGAGACUCUCAGGACCUGUGCCAGAGACCCCAGUGAUGUCAUCAGUAAGCGUCUGAAGGACAUGUUUGACCUCUUCUCUCAACAUUAUGAGAAGAGUGGUGCAGAGAAACGGGGGAUGGGUAAAGACAUGGCAGUGAAGUAUUUCCACCUGGCAGAGGCGCUCUACUACAGGAUCCUGGAGUCCAUCAUCGAGAGGGAGAAGAUGAUUCUGGGAGACGCUGACCUGUCUUGUAUUCUGGAGCAGGACAUCUUCCACCGCUCUCUGCUGGCCUGCUGCUUGGAGAUCGUCACCUUCUCCUACAGACCUCCAGGAGACUUCCCCAACGUGAUCACCAUCUUCCAGCUGCCUGCCUAUCACUUCUACAAGGUGAUCGAGGUGUUGGUGCGCUCGGAGCAGGGUCUGUUCCGGGAGGUGGUGAAGCACCUGAACCAGGUGGAGGAGCAGGUCCUGGAGAGUCUGGCCUGGACCAGAGACUCCCCGCUGUGGGAGAGUCUCCGUGGGGCCAAAGACCUGGUCCCAGCCUGUCAGGAGGUGAUGCCUCCUCAGUACCUGGAACAAAACGAUGACAGCAGCACAGGCAGCGUUCCCAACACACCUGUGAACCACGGACCUGAACUCAACACCAACAGCACUGUCAAAGGAGUGUCCCCCUCCCCCACCACUCUGCUGGACCGUUACAGCUCCUCCCCCACCGGCACCGCUCGCCGCCGUCUGUUUGUGGACCCGGUGGACGGUGAGACCGGAGUCACCUCCACCAGCAGCACCAGUACCACCAGUACAACGCCAACCAGUGUGACCAAGACCAGACAGGCCAGCCUGGUCACAGCUAUCCCAGCUGGGCAGACUGUGGUCACCAUGGCAACCGCCACCGUUACCGCCAACAACGGGCAGACGGUCACCAUACCUGUGCAGGGUAUAGCCAAUGAGAGCGGAGGAAUCACCUUCAUCCCCGUCCAGGUGAGUGUGACCGGACAGGGCGGAGCCACGCUGCAGCCGCUGUCUGCCCAGACUCUGACCGGCACCCUAACCGUCCAAUCAGCUGUGACCAAGCCAGCUGCCAAACCAGCGAGCAGUCCUCUGAGAAAAGGCUCGCUGUCCCUGUUCUUCAGGAAGGUGUACCACCUGGCCAGCGUUCGUCUCAGAGACCUUUGUGCGAAGCUGGACAUCUCGUCUGAGCUGAGGAGGAAGAUCUGGACGUGUUUUGAAUAUUCUCUGGUCCACUGCACGGACCUGAUGAUGGACCGUCACCUGGACCAGCUCCUCAUGUGUGCUGUUUACGUCAUGGCAAAGGUGACCAAAGAGGACAAAUCGUUUCAGAACAUCAUGAAGUGUUACCGCACCCAGCCUCAGGCCAGCAGCAACGUAUACAGGAGUGUGUUGAUCUCAGGGAGGAGGAGGCGUCACUCCGGCACCAACGACACAAACAAACAGAACUCGUCUCCUGACACCAGUCUGGAUCCAGCAGGUGGAGACAACAGUCCAGUACCUAUUCGCUCCAGCAGCACCUUGCCUGCCCCCCAGCCUGGCAGUGCCCCCUCCACACCCAACAAGAACCCCUCCUCGUCUUCCUCGGCGGAGGAGGAGCGAGGAGACCUGAUCCACUUCUACAACAACGUUUACAUCAAACAGAUGAGACUGUUUGCUCUGAGAUACUCCCCCAGCUCCCCCUCUGCAGGGGUGGAGUCCCCCUCCCUCUGUCCGUAUCCCACCCUGAGAAUCGGCUCUCCUCGUCGGAUGCUUCUGUCCAGCAAACACUCCAUCUACAUCUCACCUCACAAGACAGGCUCCGCCCCCUCGCCAACAACCCCCCGAGACAAGAUCUACUACUACAUCUGCAGCAGCCCCCCAAAUCGUCUGCAGGAGAUCAACAGUAUGAUCCGGACUGGGGAGACCCCCACCAGGAAACGCAGCAUGCCUCUGGAGGACGAGACGUCCCCCAAGAGGGUGUGUCCUGACAAUCACUCCGCCCUGCUGCGCCGCCUGCAGGACGUCGCCAAUGACCGCAGCUCCUCCCACUGAGAUCACACACACACACUGAAUACACACUUCACACACACACACACACUCUCAUACUAUCACCACAGUGACACACACUCGUGGUCAGAGGUCAGACUCUUCAGGAGCAUUUUGGUUACUCGUAAAUUUUAUAGAACUUUAAAUAAUAAAUCUGCAGUCAUGUGAUCACAUGUUGGUCACAUGUUGGUCACAUGUCUGACCAACAGGAAACAUGGAGGAGAAACAUUUGACCAGAGAAACACUGAAGUGUAAAAACAAAACCAGAAACAGACAAAUAUCUGAACAGGAAGAACCAUCUCACUGUUACCAUGGAAACAGACUGUUGUUUUAAUACAGACCUGAUUCAAACUAAUUUCAUUUCAUUCAUCAUUAAUUAACUGAACUGAAUUCUGACGAAAAUAUCAGGAUGUUUAUAUUUUUUUGAAGUUCUGUAAAAUUCACUCUGAAAACGACCAAAGUGAAAAAGAAACUGAUUUCUGUCUGUUGCUUUAAAAAGUUAAGACAUUCAUGUUUAAGUUUUCCAGAUGUUUGUGUGUGUUUGGUUUGAACUGAGGCAACAGGGACAGGUGAGUCCAGGUGACUUACACUAACACAGUCAGCACCUGGCGCUGCAGCAGUGACUGAGACACACAUCAUGGAGGAGGUUCAGGUCCUGAUGCUGAACCUGUCCCUCCAGAAUAAAGCUCCACAGAAACAGAGUCUGUAGAACUUCACAGAGAAUCCUCCUGUUUCUAAGUUUCUUCAGUAUCACAGUAAAACAUCAUGAUACACUGCAGACAGCUGAUCGAAGCCGCUGUUUACAUCCCCAAUGCAUGAUGGGAAGUGUAUUUCAAAAACCUAGAGCUGGUUAUGUCCCUGACAGUUGAAGCCUCUGGUUUGAACUAAUGAUCAGUCUUGAUGAUCUUCUUCGUGUCCCCGUGACAUGUCAGUGUGUGAAUCUCUUCAUUCCGUCCAUUUCCUCUGAAACAGGAAGUUUCCUGGGCUUUUAUUCUGAAAGUUUUCUACUAGAAGUUCCUUCCUGAAGUGAAGGCGUGAUGACGUGUCGUCCUGCUCUGAUGAUUUCUUUUACUCUGACUUUAUUCAACUUAACUGAGAGAUUUAGUUUCUGUGUUUCUAGGAAACUAAAAACCAAACUCUGAUGGAGUUCCCGUCAUUGUUAAACUGGUUUACAGGUGAAACAUGUUCACCAUCGUGGCACCAGUUAAAGGGCUUCAGAUGAAUUAUGUCAUGUGAUUAAAUCUGAUCUUCAUCUUCACACCAGCAGAUGAUUUAAAUGUGUUUGUCUGGACAGUCGUCCUCCUGUUCUCGUGUUUGACCCCGACUGUCUGAGACGAGGACUCGUCUGUAAAUAUCUGUACAAAGAGAAGAAACAUAUUUUAUGGAGGUUGAUGUAAGUUAAGUGCCUUUUUUUUACUCCUGAAUCUGUUUGUUAGUUAGUUUGUUGUUUACAACCAACAAACUUCACCUUUAUUAGAUUUUCUUGAUUGUAAAAAAAAAAAGCUGAUGUAAUAAAAAG